CCCAAAUAGCAGCCAAGAUUUUUGUCUAUUCACACAUAAAUUUCUAUCUACCUUCUAGUUUGGAAAAGGAAAGGGAAGAAAAAUAUGGGGGAAAGAGGAAUGGGGUCAGUGUUGAUGGUUUGUUUGGUGUUAGGUCUUCUAAUAGGGCAAUCCACAGCUUCUUUCCAAAGCUGCUACAAGGAUUGCUUCGUUUUGUGUAUUACUACCCCAGGAAAUUCAUCGCUCUCUUGCUCUACCAAGUGCCUCGAGAAAUGUAACUCUCCUUUUGGCAAUGUCCAAGACACACAAUACUUCUGCAAGCUUGGUUGUUCUACUUCCAUGUGCACAAGUCUCAGCUCCAAACAAGAUCCUGGUGAAGGAAAAGUUGAAAGUUGCGUUGAUUCUUGCUCAAAGACAUGUGCCACCAAGAACUAA
Durio zibethinus is the source of this 414-nucleotide messenger RNA. Lineage: Eukaryota; Viridiplantae; Streptophyta; Magnoliopsida; Malvales; Malvaceae. The record is from RefSeq and is a predicted model, not a curated record.